CAAAGAUGGCCCCCUCCUACUGGGUGUGAGAGGACCGACAGCUGACAAAGGAAACAAAUCUGUCCAGAAAGGACGGCAGCGAUUCAUAGCGAUUUGCUGCACACGUCCGCUCAAACAACGCUGCGCUUGUAUGCAAGGGAAAGUUACCUUCCAAAUGAUGAAGCCUGUAAGAGAGAGGAAGUGACAGAAGAAGGCCUUCAUUGCUGCACACCAUCUGUUCAGAUCAACCCUCCUCCCUCUCUGUGAGCACCCACCCUCCAGCCAUGCAAAUCAACCCGGUGCACGUGGAGUCCACUGUAGUUUUGGCAGUGGUACUAUGUGUCCACAUGGCGGUCUGGAACCAGCACUCCUGGUGCAGCAUAGCCCUGGUGAUCCAGGCUUUCUACGUGCAGCAUAAAUGGGACCGUCUGCUCAGGUCUGGGGGUGCUGUGUUCCAGUUUCGCCCCUCAGCGAACAGCGGCAUCGUUCCGGCCUCUAUGGUAAUGCCUUUGUUGGGCCUGGCACUGAGAGAAAAGUGCUCUGCCUCAGGGAAUGUCUACUUUGAGCGCUUCUCCAUGGUGAUCACCAUCACAGGCAUGAUGCUAGCCCUUUUCCUCUCCCUGAUUGCACUGGGCAUCACAAGACCUGUUCCCACCAACACUUGUGUGAUUGCAGGAAUGGCCGGCAGCGCAAUUCUCUACACCACAAAGCAGACCCUGACUGUGUCUGAGGUCAUAGAGGUCUUGGAGGUGCUGCUGAUCUUUGUCUAUCUCAGCCUGAUUGUGCUUUAUCUGCUGCCGCGCUGCUUCACGCCCGGAGAGGCACUCCUCAUUGUCGGUGGGAUCAGCUUCAUCGUGAACCAACUCAUCAAGCGCUCCCUGAACCUGGCAGAGGUCAAAGGUGACCCGGUGAACUAUUUCCUCCCGGUGUUAGUGGUGGGCUCGUUGCUGCUGGGCGUUUUCUUCGCCCUGCUCUUUUGUUUCAUGGAGUCUGAGAGCUGGGGGUCAUCACUCUUCUUUCACAUGAUGACAGCCGUUCUGGGUCUGGGGAUCUUGAUGCCCUGGCUGUCCUUGUUCAUCGGUCGCCACCCCCUCAUGUGGUUGUUGGACUUCAUCACGCUGAAUGACAGGAGACUCUGCCUGCUGGCGUACUGGGUGUUUCUGUCUGUCGUGGCCAGUUGCGUUGUGCUACAUCAGAGCUAUCAGCGCCAGUCGGGUUCCAAGAAGCACCAGGCGUCGACCAUCGUCAGGAAGUAUUUCCAUCUGAUUGUAGUGGCUACCUACAUUCCAGGGUUGAUCUACGACAGGCAGCUGCUCCACGUGGCAUCUGUGGGUUGCCUGGCGGUUUUCUUGUUCUUGGAGUAUGUGCGUUACUUUCGAAUCAGGCCUGUCGGUCAGCUGCUCAGGCAGUUGCUCACUCUGUUCCUGGACGAGCGGGACUCUGGGCCUCUCAUCCUCACCCACAUUUACCUGCUGCUGGGGAUGUCUUUGCCCAUUUGGCUGUUUCCUGGACCCUGUGCCCCUAAGGGGAUACUUCCAGGGGCGGGUGGCCUGGUGCCCUACGCAGGUGUGCUCGCGGUGGGAGUUGGAGACACUGUGGCCUCUGUGUUCGGCAGUACCAUGGGGGAGAUCCAUUGGCCUGGCACCAAGAAAACCUUAGAGGGGACCGCGACAUCUGUGUUCGCCCAGAUCAUCGCCGUGGCCAUGUUUCUCAUCUUUGACAGCAGCAUCAAUCUGAACACCACCUACUCAUGGAUUGUUGGCUCCAUCACUCUGGUGGCCAUGUUGGAAGCCUACACCUCCCAAAUAGACAACCUGCUGCUCCCACUCUACCUCUUCAUCCUCCUGUUACUUUGAAUGGACCGAUCAUACAAACAAGCAGAUCCACUGCCUGUUUCUCAGCCAUUUCUGGUGGUGAACUUGGGACAAAAAAAGCUGUCUUUCGUAGUCUGUGGACAUGAUCACAAACUGUAGUUAUUUUUGACUAGCACAAGGCGAUCGAAAGCAGUCAAAUUAACCGACCAGGGUAUCGACAAACCUUUACAUGCGACAGUGUUGGCAUGACAGUCUGUUGUCUUUAGAUCAUUUUCAGUAUCCUUUGCAAUGACCAAUGGAACAUUUUAGAUCAAGUCUGAGCCUCGCGACAGAGGUGGCGUAUGUUUUCUCUGCCACUGACACCAACAGCUCCUAAAUUAUGCAACGGGAGACUCAGUUUAGCAGAGUGUGGAGGAGAAAAAAAAGUGUUUCUUAAAUAGAAAUCCUGGACACGUUUUUAUAAUCGGCAAGAAAUACACAAAUGUCCUGUCGUUUUUGUUUCAUUAACAGAUACAUGCCUUGUAUUGCCUUUCGAAGAACAUAAUUUAAAGUUAACUUAUUGAUAUGUCUUUUAAUCAACUUUCUCACGUCUAGGCUAUUAUUUUUGCCUCCCUGAUGGCAAUAUGAAGAAGUUUCUUCUGAAAAUACUUGCCUUAAGAAGUAUAUUUUCUAUCACACACAACCUACCAUAGUAGAAGCUGUACACGCUAGCAUGGCUGCCCAUUUCAACUCUUAUUUAAAGGGCUGAUUUAUACUUAUAUAUGGUAGAAACACACUAUGCUCCUGCAUGAGACUGAUGUGAUAAUGCAGCACUGUAACGUGUAUGCCGGUUAUCCUACCGCAUAUAUUUUUGUCAGAUAAAUCAACUUUGCUUAGCAGUUUGUGGUUUAAUGGGACCCUGCACCCCUUCAAUAUCUACAUUUCCUUGUAAUACUGAGCCUUUAGUGUUUUGUUUUUUUGGGCUUUGUAGAUAUGCUUUUGGGCCACACCCAUGCAUACAGGCCUUUACGUUUUGGCAACUUUUACAGCAAGAUUUACUUCUAAAUUAUUGCAUAUUUCAGAACAUCUGAGAACAAACAAAGCUUUUUUUGUUUUGGGGGGAUUUUGGUUUGUUUUGUUUUUUUUGAGGAUUGAGAUGUAGGACCUUUGUGAGCGACUGUACUUUAACAACACAAAGAUUAUCCUUUUGCUUUUUCACUUUGAUUUGUGACACUAACACAAGAAGUUUGAAUGCUGCGCUUGAUAAUUACACGUACAUAAAGCUUUGUCUUUUUCAUUUUAAGUUAGGUCUUAAAAUGAACAUACUUGAAAGCAGAGAUGCUCGCGGUUGUCUGUAAAUGGAGGAAUUCAUUGUCUUAUUUGGGCACAAAUCAUUUAAAAAGAUCUUGCACAAGAAUAAAGCUGUUGACAAUGCUGAUGAGGAAAUGCUUAAUAAAGGUGGGUGGAAAUGUCA
Messenger RNA from Oreochromis aureus, 3246 nucleotides. RefSeq names its product dolichol kinase (gene dolk). Gene Ontology annotation, molecular function: dolichol kinase activity. Gene Ontology annotation, biological process: dolichyl monophosphate biosynthetic process. The record is from RefSeq and is a predicted model, not a curated record. Gene Ontology annotation, cellular component: endoplasmic reticulum membrane. The coding region runs from base 264 to 1835 and encodes 523 amino acids. NCBI's taxonomy places the organism in Eukaryota, Metazoa, Chordata, Actinopteri, Cichliformes, Cichlidae. The transcript is spliced from 2 exons.